Blepharisma stoltei is the source of this 366-nucleotide messenger RNA. The record is from the annotation of a GenBank genome assembly. NCBI's taxonomy places the organism in Eukaryota, Ciliophora, Heterotrichea, Heterotrichida, Blepharismidae.
AUGCCACCAAGAGGCAAGCAGCAAGAAUUUCAAAUAACUGUCAGAAACCAAGAUCACUUAUACGAACUCAUAUCAGGCAAAAAACUCACCAUCGUCGAUCUCUUUCUUGCUUGGUGUGGACCAUGCGAACUACUAUCUUCAUCUUUCAGAUCUAUUGCAAUGAAAAUUGAUGAAUGGGACUCUCGUCUUCAAUUUCUUUUAGCAGAAACUGAUAAGGUCCCAGACUUCGCCAGCCAUCAAUCAUCGUGCAAGCCAAGAUUUUUAUUUUUCUUGGGCUCGAAAUUGAUAGGUGAGGUUGAUGGAGCUGAUGUGCCAAAAAUUCAGCAAAUGAUAAACAGACACCUUCCACCUCUAGAAGCUGAUUAA